CCGGUUAACAUUUUAAGAUAAAAGCCGGUUAACAUUUUAAGACAAAACCAUCGAUAUAACCAUAUCAUUUUUACACUAGACCACUAGCCUUGCCUUGCUUGUCUUCUUACAGUAACAUUUCUUUUGCUUCUUCUUCAUAUCUCCGCUUACAAACCCAGCGAUUAAGCACUUUUAUACCUCAUCUACUCUGUUUUCAGUGGAUGCAUCCCAAACGAGCUUUUUAGUGUGCAGAGAGAGAGAGAGAGAAGAUGGAUGGUGUUAGCAAUCUACCAGACGAGGUUCUUUGUCAGAUACUCUCUUUCCUCACCACAAAGGAAGUUGCUUUGACAUCGAUUCUCGCCAAGAGGUGGCGCAACCUUCUUGCAUUCGUCCCUUCUCUCACCAUCAACGACUCUGAGUUCCUGCAUCCUGAAGAGGGUAAACAGGACAGGCAAGAAAUUAUACAGAGCUUCACAGACUUUGUGGAUAGUGUUUUGAAGCUGCAGGGUAACUCCUCUCCACUGAAUAAACUAUCCCUCAAGUGUGUUACCGUGGCUGACAAAUAUCGUUUGGAUGGUUGGAUUAGCAAUGCGUUAGGUCGUGGUGUCUCGGACCUUGCUCUAAAAAUCAUUAUUGAUGACAAAGUGGAUAACUAUCAGCUGUCUCCAAAAUGCUUCGAGUGCUGCAGCACACUGGUUAGGCUGAAAAUAGCCCGUGGGAUUGAUAUUUCUUUGGUUGGUGGUGGUGGUGGAGUUUCCUUACCGUUGCUCAAAACUCUAGUUCUUGACUCGGUUUGGGUCCGUUCUAAACAGUUUGAGGCUCUGCUUCACGCUCUGCCUUCCCUUGAGGAGCUGCUUCUGUCUAAUGUAACGUGGAGAGAUGGCGAAGUCACAGUGUCAAGUGCAAGCCUCAAGACUCUAACAAUAAAGUCAAGCGAUUGGUUAAGCACCUUAUCAUUCGAUACACCGAGUCUCCUUCGCUUCAAGUAUUCUGGUAGUAUUGUAACGAACUUUAAAGUGGUAGUUGAUAUGGGAGACUUGGUUGAUGCUCAAAUCUUCUUCGACGAAAGUCACAACUCUAUCAUGCAACUCAGAGAACCAGAUGAUGAAUUGUUUCUCUACCAAAAAGCUAUUGAAUAUACCAGUGUGUGGAACCUCUUUCAUGGCAUACGAAAUGUUCAGAAUCUUUACUUGUUUCCUACUACUCUUGAGUUGCUUUUUACUUGCUCUAAGUCGUUCUAUCGGAAGUUGCCAGGGUUCAAAAACCUCAAAUCAUUAGCUGUUAAGAGUGACAAGGAUUGCGGAUGGCAAGCAAUGCCAUUACUUCUACGGAAAUGUCCACGUUUAGAAACUCUAGUCCUUGAGGGUCUCAUGCACGAUGUGACGUCUAUGUGCGGGGAUUUUUGUGACUGCAUUCCUAGGGAGCGCAAAGGAUGUUCACUCGGAUGUUGUCGAGUAAAACUGAUGAAGAUUUACGGGUUUCGAGGAACGGUGAAAGAGAUGUCAAUGAUAAAGCAUUUCUUGUACUAUUUGCCGCCAUGUUUGGAGGAGAUGAGGGUCUAUGUUGAAGAGAAUAAUAGUCCUACAACAGAGCUAGAAAACCGUGAAGUUUAUAAAAGCGUCUUGGAGAUGUUCCAACUCUGCAGCAAGCGGUCGAGAUGCAAUGUCAAACUCAUGGGGCUGAAAAGCAAAACCAUCUCCUAGUAUUUUUUGUCUGCAGUUUUAAGUUUGUAAAAACUGAACCAAUCUCAAAGACUGUAGUUUCUUCUUGCUUGCUUGCUUGUUUUCUGAAUCAUUUGCUAUCGAUGUCUUGUUUUCAUUUGAUUCUGUAACAUGUGUUUGCUAUGAGUUUGUUCUUGUAGUUAA
Messenger RNA from Raphanus sativus (radish), 1844 nucleotides. Its product is annotated as putative F-box protein At3g58820. The record is from RefSeq and is a predicted model, not a curated record. The coding region runs from base 249 to 1682 and encodes 477 amino acids. Gene Ontology annotation, molecular function: protein binding. The transcript is spliced from 4 exons. Lineage: Eukaryota; Viridiplantae; Streptophyta; Magnoliopsida; Brassicales; Brassicaceae.